AUGAGCUGUCUGGAUGUUAUGUACCAAGUCUACGGUCCUCACCAGCCUUACUUCGCCUCCGCCUACACCCCCUACCACCAGAAACUAGCUUAUUACUCCAAGAUGCAGGAAGCCCAAGAGUGCAAGGCCAGCCCGAGUCACAGCAGCGGCAGCGGCAGCUCCUCCUUCUCCAGCCAGACUCCCGCCAGCAUCAAGGAGGAGGAAGGCAGCCCGGAGAAAGAGCGCCCACCAGAGGCCGAGUACAUCAACUCCCGCUGCGUCCUCUUCACCUACUUCCAGGGGGACAUCAGCUCCGUGGUGGAUGAGCACUUCAGCAGGGCCCUGAGCCAGCCCAGCAGCUACUCCCCGAGCUGUGCCAGCAGCAAAGCACCGCGGAGCUCCGGGCCCUGGCGGGACGGCUCCUACCCGAUGAGCCAGCGCAGCUUCCCCGCCUCCUUCUGGAACAGCGCGUACCCGGCGCCGGGGCCCGCGCCGCUGGGCAGCCCGCUGGCCGCCGCGCACUCGGAGCUGCCCUUCGCCGCCGCCGACCCCUACGCGCCGGCCGCGCUGCACGGCCACCUGCACCAGGGCGCCGCCGAGCCCUGGCACCCCGCGCACCCGCACCCGCACCCGCACCCGCACCACCCCUACGCGCUGGGCAGCGCCUACCCGCGCCCCGCCGCCGUGCACGAGGUCUACGCUCCGCACUUCGACCCGCGCUACGGGCCGCUGCUCAUGCCCGCCGCCUCCGGCCGCCCGGCCCGCCUGGCACUCGCCCCGGCGCCCGCGCCCGGCAGCCCCCCCUGCGAGCUCGCGGCCAAGGGCGAGCCCACCGGCGCCGCGUGGGCCGCGCCCGGGGGACCCUUCGCCGGCCCCGCGGGAGACGUGGCCCCGGGGCUGGGCCUCAGCGUGGACUCAGCUCGCCGCUAUCCCCUCUGUGGUGCGUCCCUCCUGAGCUGA
Pipistrellus nathusii (Nathusius's pipistrelle) is the source of this 939-nucleotide messenger RNA. The record is from the annotation of a GenBank genome assembly. Lineage: Eukaryota; Metazoa; Chordata; Mammalia; Chiroptera; Vespertilionidae.